UGGGUGCUGCUUCUAAGAAAGACAUAAGCAUCCUUGCAAGGGAUGCUAUUGCGCAGGACUCACCGGAAGAAUCUCAUCCCUUGUCCUGAUGCUGUUGGAUAGCAAAGCUCAUGGUGUCUGACGAGUCUCUCAGAAGCUCUCUGUACGUUUGCACCAUUACGAGUCACGAUCCAGUCUCCGAAUUGCAGCAACAGCAAAAUAAUUUCAACACAAAGUGGACAUGGACAUCGAGGAAUUCCGCGUACGCGGUAAAGAAAUGGUUGAGUACAUUUGCGAGUUUAUGAGCAAUAUACAUAACCGACGCGUCACGCCGGAUGUGGGUCCUGGGUAUUUGAGACCAUUACUUCCGUCUGCACCACCGCAAGAAUCGGAACCAUGGGAAGACAUAAUGAAGGAUGUGGAAUCAAAGAUUAUGCCAGGAAUAACUCAUUGGCAACAUCCGCGCUUUCACGCGUACUUCCCGGCUGGUAAUUCCUUCCCUUCUAUUCUCGGCGAUAUGCUGUCUGAUGCACUUGGCUGUAUAGGAUUUUCUUGGGCGGCGAGUCCAGCCUGCACGGAAUUGGAAACAAUAGUGUGUGAUUGGUUUGGCAAAGCAAUUGGAUUACCGAAUGAUUUUCUCUACUUCCAUGAGGGCAGCAAAGGCGGUGGUGUUAUUCAGGGCUCAGCUUCCGAAUGCAUCCUAGUCUGCAUGCUGGCUGCCAGGGCUCAAGCGAUCGCAAGACUCAAGGAAUCACCGAUUCAUGCACAUCUCGACGAAACUGCACUUUUGGGAAAAUUAAUGGCGUAUUGCAGUCGAGAAAGUCACAGUUGCGUUGAAAAGGAUGCUAUGAUAUGUUUUGUCAAAUUGCGAAUUCUCGAGCCGGACGAGAAGAGUGUACUAAGGGGCGAUACACUACGUCAGGCAAUCGAAGCGGAUACGGCAGAAGGUUACGUGCCAUUUUUUGUAUCCACGACACUUGGUACAACUGCCUGUUGCUCCUUUGAUAAUCUUCGCGAAAUCGGUCCAGUGUGCAAAAAAUAUCCUGGUGUAUGGUUACACGUGGACGCUGCCUAUGCCGGCAAUGCAUUUAUCUGUCCCGAAUUGAAAUACUUAAUGGCUGGAAUAGAAUACGCGGACUCGUUCAAUACAAAUACUAACAAAUUUUUAUUAACCAAUUUCGAUUGUUCCUGUCUCUGGGUCAGAGACAGAUUUAAAUUGACGAGUGCUCUAGUUGUGGAUCCACUUUACCUUCAGCAUACUCACGCUGAUACGGCGAUAGAUUAUAGACAUUGGAGCAUUCCGCUUAGUCGACGAUUUCGCUCGCUCAAACUCUGGUUCGUGUUCAGAAGUUAUGGAAUUUCCGGACUUCAGGCGUACAUACGGAAUCACAUAGAACUCGCCAAAAGAUUUGAAUCUCUUGUGAAAAAGGAUUCUAGAUUCGAGGUUUGCAACGACGUCGUCUUGGGGCUUGUAUGUUUCCGUGCUAAGGGUUCGGAUAAGUUGAAUCAAAAGCUUCUGAGUACCAUUAAUGAUUCUGGGAAAAUUCACAUGGUACCGGCUAGAGUGAAUCAAAGAUAUACCAUUCGAUUCGCUCUUGCUGCACCUCACGCAACUGUCGAGGACGUCGAAAUAGCUUGGAGUAUCAUCACGGAUUAUCUUUCGGAAUUACUGGAAUCCAAGGAUGUCAUGGACGAGUUGGCAGAUAUUCGCGAAAAGAAAAGAAAAGCUACCCUCGAGCAAAGAAGAUCCUUUUUCGUGCGCAUGGUGUCAGAUCCAGCAAUUCAACCAGGAUUUACCAAGACGCCAAACAGGCCAGGGACAAAAUUGGAUACUCAGGCUUCGAUCGGCGGAAUCGGUUCGAAUUCUCAGCCACCAGCGCAUUCAUGGAUUUCCUGGCCAUUGGCGUAUCUCCUCCACGCUCGCGACGCAACCGAUACUAGCGAAUUAUCACUCAGAUUUCGCCAUCUGGACACGAUGGUUCGUUUAAAAACUGGAGGGAGUACGAGUCGCCGUGGAAGCAGCAAUGGUUGCAGUCCUGAAUUAUCCCCGUCGGUUUCACCCUCUCGCGGUCGGAGUCCCAAUGGCAGAGCGUAAUCCAAGCAACGGGUCGAUUCAAUUUUUCGAAAUUUCAUUGAGAACCAAAUUCGAGGUUAUAACAGAAAUUCCAGAAAGGCCUAAUAGCAACAAUCAAAAAUGCCCAGUGAAGAUCCACCGCACAGUUACGCAAAAGAGAAGGAAAUGAGAUAAACUCUGCUGAUUCAUUUCACGAAAAUCCAUAUAUCAAAGCUUGACAAUAGCGAUUUAAAAUAUCUUAAAUAAGUAAAUUCAAAUUUAUCAAAUUUUUCGAGCUAAUGUCACAACACAAAUCGAUCGACCUUUCUCGGCUUUCACUGUUCAUCUCUAUUCCUCAAUCUGCUAAAAAAUUCUAAUCAAUUCUAAUCAAUAGAUAUCGCACUAUCGAUAGAUGAGACUAGUAACUAAAAAGAUCCAAGAGCUAUAGUGACAAUAAUAAAUAAUCAAGA
Cephus cinctus (wheat stem sawfly) is the source of this 2502-nucleotide messenger RNA. RefSeq names its product aromatic-L-amino-acid decarboxylase. NCBI's taxonomy places the organism in Eukaryota, Metazoa, Arthropoda, Insecta, Hymenoptera, Cephidae. Bases 221 to 2074 code for a protein of 617 amino acids. The transcript is spliced from 14 exons. Gene Ontology annotation, biological process: amino acid metabolic process. Gene Ontology annotation, molecular function: carboxy-lyase activity; pyridoxal phosphate binding. The record is from RefSeq and is a predicted model, not a curated record.